AUGCCGGUCCCGUUCCUCGGCCGCCUCAACAUUACCGAGUAUGUUGCGUUGGUCGGCUCAUUCCUCCUCGUUGGCCUCGAAGCAAUCAUUCGAGUUCUGACCCUCGCAUUGCCAAUAUCCACAUCCAUUCGCAAUGCGGCCGAUUUCGUCGAGCUAUGUGCCUUGUUUGGCUAUACGGCAGAGGAGCACGUCCUUCAGACAAAAGACGGGUAUCUCCUAGGGCUGCAUCGAUUGGCCUGGCGACCGGGGGAGGAAGAUACAAAGGUCAACUCCGGACCGAAUAGCACCAAGAAGCGGGUCAUAUACAUGCAUCACGGACUGCUUAUGAACAGUGAGGUCUGGGUAUGCUUGACGGAUGCCCAGAGGUGUUUGCCAUUUGUGCUGGUGGAGAGAGGUUUCGAUGUUUGGCUGGGGAACAAUCGCGGCAACAAGUAUUCCAAGAAGUCUGUCAACUGCCCACCCACGUCCUUGGAGUUCUGGGACUUCUCAAUAGAUGAGUUUGCAUUUCACGAUAUUCCAGACAGCAUAGACUACAUUCUAGACACGACUGGCCAAGCUUCUCUGUCGUAUAUCGGGUUCUCACAAGGGACGGCCCAGGCUUUUGCUGCGCUAUCAAUUCAUCCGAAACUGAAUCAGCAAGUCAAUGUAUUCAUAGCCUUGGCACCGGCAAUGUCACCAGCUGGCCUCUCCAACGGGAUAGUAGAUGCGCUCGUCAAAGCGUCACCCCAAGUACUAUUCCUUCUCUUUGGACGGCGUUCAAUCCUCAGCUCGGCCACAAUGUGGGAGUCUAUUCUCUACCCUCCUAUCUUCACAAAAGCUAUCGACGUCGGCCUUGGCUUUCUCUUCAACUGGAAAGCGAAGAACAUUUCUGUUUCACAGAAGCUGGCCGCCUAUCCGCACUUGUACUCCUUCACCAGCACCAAGUCCGUCGUCCACUGGUUUCAGAUCAUCCGCACAAAGUCAUUCCAGAUGUAUGACGACGAAGCACCCCUCCGGUCUUCAUCCAAAUACACCAAGGUCGCCAGGUAUCCGACCCGCAACAUCAGGACGCCUAUCGUGCUCGUGUACGGCGGCAGCGACUCGCUCGUCGACAUCAGGGUGAUGCUGCGCGAGCUGCCGCGCCAGACCGUAGCCACAGAGAUCCCCCACUACGAGCACCUUGACUUCCUCUGGGCGAGAGAUGUCGACGUGCAGGUGUUCCAGCACGUGUUUGAUGCGCUUGAGAGCUUCACGGGCGCGGAGCAUUCGAAGGAGGAGUAUGCUCGGUAUAGAAGCGCUCGGCACCAGAGUCUCAGCGCGAGUGCUUCCUUCAGGAGACACGUGGGCAACAAUAGCGAUGUGGCUGAGAAUGAACUUACUACGAUCAGGAGCAAUGGAGAUGAGGAGCACCCACAGCAUCACGCCCGCGAAGGCGUCAGGAAAGGUCUGGUCAGCGAUGACGAGUCGUCGUAUGCGACUGACCAGAGUGCCCUCGACGGGUCGGGAUCACGACCCACGACUAGCUAUGGCGUUAAUAGUGGCAGCGAUAGGCAGUCGCCUAUAUCGCCGGUGUCAUCACUGAAUCCAUCGUUGAAGUUCAGGAGUGCAACCGGGACAAGCUUGAACAAGGACUCCAUGCGUCAAGGCAAGGGCAUCAGCCUGGGCACCAGUCGUGCCGUGGGAGGCGUUACGACUGGUGUGACAUCUACAGCAGCCGUUGGCGCUCCUAGUCCGGUCAGCUCAGAUGAGGGGAAGAUUUCGAGGAAGAAAGUAAGGUGA
Molecule: messenger RNA, 1758 nt
Organism: Phaeoacremonium minimum UCRPA7
Lineage: Eukaryota; Fungi; Ascomycota; Sordariomycetes; Togniniales; Togniniaceae
Product: putative sterol esterase tgl1 protein
Exons: 4
Coding region: 1-1758 (585 amino acids)
Source: RefSeq, a predicted model, not a curated record